This is a messenger RNA of Portunus trituberculatus (swimming crab), 2622 nucleotides long. Its product is annotated as nose resistant to fluoxetine protein 6-like. Gene Ontology annotation, molecular function: acyltransferase activity, transferring groups other than amino-acyl groups. The coding region runs from base 16 to 2385 and encodes 789 amino acids. Lineage: Eukaryota; Metazoa; Arthropoda; Malacostraca; Decapoda; Portunidae. The record is from RefSeq and is a predicted model, not a curated record. The transcript is spliced from 19 exons.
GAUUUGCAGUAACACAUGAAGAGUAGACCACUCUCCAUGAGUCACCUAAACAAUGUCCAACCCUUCGCCACACCCCUGGACACCAUCACCCAGGGAAGAGACCCGCCAAACUCCACCGUGAGUCACAGUUCGGGAGACACAAGGACAGGGAGGAUGGAGGGGCGGUGGCGCGUGGCUGCGGUGGUGCUGGUGGCGGCGGCGGGGCUACUGACGGUGACGCAGGCGGAGGAAAAAUCAUCGCUCAAGUCUUUCUGGCCCCCGCCGAAGGAUCUGAAUAUCGACUUCAAGAAUAUGGACUUGAAUUCUGGUGAAAGAGCUGCGAAGGCGGCCAGGAAACUUCACCGUCUCCUCCUGGGGUCUGAGGACACAAGGGCAGGCUUGAAUAGCGUCUUGGGCAUGUAUCUUCCUUCGAUAAAUCCCAUCGUGGUAAGGAAUCUAGAAUGCAUAAGUGAUGUGAUCGGCGUCCUGAGGGUGUGGGCCGACCAAGGCCUGAUGAACAAAAUAUUGUCAAGAGGAAGCUAUUGGCCCAUUUUCUUGCCUGACUCUUGGGGAAAGGUGCCUGAUGGAAUUCUCUACGGGAACGUCCUGCCCUGGGGAAUGCAGGAGGAGUGCACGAUGAUCAGGGCAAACGAACACAUACCUAUCAAUGAAACAAAGCCCGCGAUCAACAUGGAGUUCCGAGGCCGCUACUGUCUCGUGUCUGUUGGCAUGAUUAAAAACGAGAAGCCAGAGACCCUACGUACAUGGGAGGGUGAAUUCAUGAGCCCAGACGUUCAGGUGGGCGUGGCUAUGACCGACCCAAAUGUGUUGCCCAUCUUCAACUACGGUACCUGCAUGCCCUCCACCUGCUCUGCUGAGGACCUGGAGGCAAGCAUCAACAGUAUUCUGAAACCCGUUGGCAAGAUGGCGAAACACGUCGAUUGCCACAUAGAAGAUGAACCCAACUACUUGAACACCGGGGAUAUUGUUUUCGUCGUCAUUCUCUCCGUUCUGGGCUCCGUUAUGCUCCUGGCUACCGUAAUCGAUCUCUCCAUUAACUACUACGACACUCAGGAACUCCGGAAAGGACCUCUCAGUUUCCUGCUGGUGUUCUCGAUGUACACCAACAUGAAGAACACGUUUGCCAUCAAGCUGAAGGAGCACCCUGACGUCAUCUCCUGUCUGCAUGGCUUAAGGGUCUUCACCAUGGUGUGGGUGGUGUGGGGGCACGGCUACAUGAUGCAAGCUAAUGUCACCAAGAACCUCGUGCAUUACAAGGAGUUGAGUCAAGGCGUACUGAACCAGAUCAUCAUGAACGCCUCUUACUCUGUGGACACCUUCCUCUUCAUGAGCGGCUUACUGGUGGCCUAUACGGUCCUAUUGGAGAAGGAUAAGGCUCGUGGAGUCAACUGGAUCAUGUAUUAUAUCCACCGCUUUAUUAGGUUAUCGCCGCCUAUUGUGUUUACCGCCGCUGCUUCCGCCACUGUGUUCCGGUUUAUAAUGAAUGGUCCAAAUUCCCACGCCGUUGAGAGAAACUUCGUAGAACCCUGCAGGGAAAAAUGGUGGGCUGACUCUAUCUUCAUCAAUAACUUCCUGGAACAUCCAACAUGUCUGCCGCAGUGCUGGUACACGGCCGUGGACUUCCAGCUCUUUGCAGUAGCUCCCCUGGUCCUGGCGCCCCUUCUCACCAACAGCUUCUUCAGCCUGGUGUGGCUGUUCCUCGUGACUGUCACCUCCGUGGCCGUGCCCAUCAUCAACAUUGCCGUCUAUAACCUUGUUCCCCCUGGUUUACCCUUCCUGGUGAAUGAGGAGGAGAGGAAAGCGAAUGUGGACCUGUACAUGAUGCCCUGGGCUCGCGCUAGCUCCUACCUGAUGGGCAUCUGGACGGCCUGGCUCCUCGUGAGGGUCCGCAACAAGGGGUUCAAGAUGCCCCCGGUGGUGGUGGUGCUGGGAUGGGUGGUGUCUGCAGCCAUCGCUCUCGCUGUGCUCUUCGGACGCCAAAAAGUGUCGCAGGUUGUCAGUAUUUUAUAUGGCGGGCUGUCCAGACUAGCGUGGGGCGUGUCUCUCUUGUGGGUGGUGUUCGCAUGUCACACUGGCUACGGAGGUAUCAUGAACUCAAUUCUCUCCCACCCCAGUCUACAGCCACUCAGCCGCCUCACCUACAGCCUCUUCCUGGUCACCAUCCCCAUACAGAUCUUCUACACUGGCGCCAUCUACAUGCCCCUCUACGUCAACCAUCUCACUAAGAUUAUUGAGACGUGCGGUUACCUCUUCAUUGGCGGUCUGGUUGGGAUUCCCUUGACGCUUGCAGUGGAGCGACCGAUCCUUGGCCUGGAGAAAAUCAUCUUCCCACGUAAAGGUCGUGGAAUAAUAGAGAAGAAGGUGGAGGAAAAGAAGCAAGAGUAGUGAUGACGCGUGCUACUGAAGGAGAACAAAACCAUGCAGGUGCUAAGAUCAAAUGUAGAGGUUACCAGUGAGAGAUUCAUUCGUGCCUCUUCUUCAGUUGUGUGUGUGUGUGUGUGUGUGUGUGUGUGUGUGUGUGUGUGUGUGUUAAAAUAUAUUACUUAAAUGCCCUUGUCAGUGUUGUAUGUACAUAGAUGUACUCUAAAUUAUAUAACAAAUAUAUUAUAGAAUCGUACACUG